AUGCUCUCACGGACUCUUCAGUGUCAGUAACUCACAGAGGAGCUGCAUUAUUACCACUGAGGGCGCAGAGCGCGCUGAUCCGCUCACACAGUGACGGUUGUGCUGGAACGGAUUUAACAAUCUGAUUUAUUUUAACAGAACAAAACGUUACUUCGGUUUCGGCUGCAAUCUGCUCCAGAUGUUUUUACUUGGAAAGCAAACCCUGUCAUAACAGCACCACAUCUUAACUUGGAUGUACUUUUGAUUUUACCCCAUGGAUUUCUUUAACAAUACAAAUUUUUCCAUCGAUGGCAGCAAUUCAACAACAGCUGAAGAUGGUGCUCUUCACUGUGGUGCCAUCCUUCCUGUCAUCUUUGGCAUUAUCUGCUUUCUGGGCAUCAUUGGGAACUGUAUUGUCAUGUACACCAUUAUGAAGAAGACCAAGUGUCGAGCCAAGCAAACAGUUCCAGAUAUCUUCAUCUUAAAUCUGUCAAUUGUUGAUCUUCUGUUUCUCCUCGGGAUGCCAUUUCUCAUUCACCAGUUGCUGGGCAACGGUACCUGGCACUUUGGAGCCGCGAUGUGUACGGUCAUCACGGCGCUCGAUUCCAACAGCCAGAUUGUCAGUACUUAUAUCCUCACUGCAAUGACCUUUGACCGUUAUUUGGCAACAGUCCAUCCCAUCCGCUUCAACUAUGUCCGCACGCCUUGCGUGGCUGUGCUUGUCAUUGGGCUGGUGUGGGUUCUGUCCUUACUCACCAUUAUCCCUGUGUGGAUGUAUGCCGGCCUGAUGCCUCUCCCAGAUGGGCUAGUGGCCUGUGCUCUGCUUCUGCCUGAUCCAGUUACAGAUACAUACUGGUUUACACUUUACCAGUUUUUCUUGGCCUUUGCGAUACCCUUAGCCAUUAUCUGUCUGGUAUUCUUCAAGAUUCUCCAACACAUGUCCACAAGUGUGGCGCCUCUGCCUCCACGGAGUUUGAGAGUGCGCACCAGGAAGGUGACCCGGAUGGCAGUGGCCAUCUGCCUGGCUUUCUUCAUCUGCUGGGCUCCUUUCUAUAUCCUCCAACUGGUCCAUCUGGCGGUGCAGAAGCCGAGCAUAGCGUUCUCCUAUGCCUAUAAUAUUGCCAUUAGCAUGGGCUAUGCUAACAGCUGCAUUAACCCAUUCCUCUAUAUUAUGCUUAGUGAGACCUUUAAGAGGCAGUUUCUUAGAGCUGUACGGCCAGCUCAUCGGAAGUUCCGCGUGGUGAACCCAAGCACCACAGACGGUGGCAGUGUCAGUGUGAGGAUGGUACCUGAAGGGGCUCAGCAGGAGCCAGCCUGCAGGGAGAUACCAUCCAACGUGGCUCCAGAAUAAAUCCAUGGAUAAAAAUGUCUAUUAUUUUAUUAUUUUGUAUCUAAGCAACAGGUCAUGGGACAGCAGACAAAGAACAAAUAUUCAGAGCAUCUGUAAGAAGUAAUAUUUUCAUAUCAGUCCUAAAUGAUCCUUGAUUAAAUACAUAUGCAUUUGCCAAGCACAAUUCUGUUGAUUUACACUGCUGUUGUUGUUUUUUUAAACUCUUACAACUGUGCUGCUCCUUAUUAAUAAGCAUAAACACAGUUCAUUCAUUUAUUCAAAAAUAGAAACCAGUGUUGUCAGAAAGGGAUAUUUACUGUGAAUAUGUGAACUCAUUAAAACACAUUUAAUUAACAUGAGUUUGCACAUCCACAGCCAAGACAAAUAUUAGCUUUCUUAUUGCUCUAUUUUUCUUCUUUAUAUACAAAAUACACUUUAGCUGUUCACUUUUUUCCCAAGGGGUCACCACAGCAGAUGGAUCAGAAUAUAUCUGACACAGAUUUUAUGCCAAAUGCCCUGUCAUUUAUCCACACUCAGUACCAGUAGGAGUCCACCAGCUUUUGAUGCCCUGAAAGUGGAUUUACGUCUCCUGCUGCUCUUAAGCAGGAUUCUUUAUGUGUUAACCACUACAACUUAGAGUCUCUCAUUCAAGUAUGAAAACUAAAGUAAAUAAAUAAAAAAAAAACAUCUAAAAUAAAGUAUGUUUUAAACCAGCAGUGAUCACUUUACCUAACCAACAAAAUGCUUACUAUGUUUUCAUCUUUGUCUUUUUUUUUUUUUACACCAGCUGUUAAUAUUAAUUUUGGAUAUUAUGUGUAUUUUUUAUGCUUUUGGAGUAAAACGAAAAUCAAAGUCAAGUUAAGCUACUGACCAAUUUAAAAGUAUUAUUUUUUGUAGCACUUCAUGCAGAAAUAUUUAAUGCUGUGAUGACAAUAAUCAACCACCCUUGUUAAAAACUCAUGCACAGGGAUGAUAUGAAGUUCUGGUGCAAUGUCACUGUCAUUUCACUGCAUGUAGCUUUGAAUUGUAUUGUUAUGCAACUGAGAGCUAUGAUCAUCAUCAUUAUGAGGCCAAAGAAGAUGAAAAAUAUGUGGAGAAGCAAAUCAAACACAACGAGAGUCUGGACAUGAUAUUACCAAACAUCAAACGCUAACAGUGUUUACUCGCGAGGAAGGGCGAUGCAAGGAAAGGUAACGUUCUGUUAGGAUUGGCAUAAUUCAAAGCCCCUAAUUUAAACGAGGUGGUGUUUUGGAUGAAUUAGCAUGUCAAAUAUUUUUAGGUGUUGUUCCUUUUGUUUAUUUUGAAUAAAUUAUAUUGUAUUUUAGCUGUAUUUUUAUUGCAUUCUGUUUUUGCUUGUGUGUAUGCUGUAAAAAUAUUCCAGCUCAGGGUUUCUCAACCUUUCUACACUGUGACCCAGUUUCCAGAAACUGACUGGAUUACAGCAAUUAGAGGUGACAAGUUGUAAGUUGACAUAGCUCCCUGUAGGGUCCAGAGACUGAGGCUAAGAAACUCUGGUAUAACUGUUGUUCUUGUCAUAUUCCGUAUGAACCAAGAACCAAAAAGAACAAAUCAUCAUCAUGUCAAACUACUGACCACAAUAAACUGUGGUCCACCCUGUGAUGUAAACACUGACAGUUACAUACAAUAUGUUUA
Oreochromis aureus is the source of this 2962-nucleotide messenger RNA. RefSeq names its product melanin-concentrating hormone receptor 1a (gene mchr1a). NCBI's taxonomy places the organism in Eukaryota, Metazoa, Chordata, Actinopteri, Cichliformes, Cichlidae. The coding region runs from base 254 to 1330 and encodes 358 amino acids. The transcript is spliced from 2 exons. Gene Ontology annotation, cellular component: membrane; neuron projection. Gene Ontology annotation, biological process: neuropeptide signaling pathway. Gene Ontology annotation, molecular function: neuropeptide binding; melanin-concentrating hormone receptor activity. The record is from RefSeq and is a predicted model, not a curated record.